CAGUGCGUGAGGCUGCAGAACCUGGAAAGAUGGUGUUGCCAUGGCUGAUCCCUUCUCUCCAUCCCCCAGCAUUUACUGCCUUCCUGCUGGUUGCCUGCCUCCUGGAUUUCCAGAGGGCCCUGGCGCUGUUCGUCCUUGCCUGUGUGGUCUUUGUCACACUGGCCUACAGGCUGCUGAAGAAGUUUCUGGGGCCCAAACUGAAGAGGUGUGUGAAACUCCAGGGCCAUCCCCGCCUCAACCUGUGGUUUAAGAGAGGUCUGGCGCUUGCUGCUGUCUUGGCCCUAGCCUUGUGGCUGGGUCUGGACACCUCCCAGCGGCCAGAGCAGUUGGUGUCCUUUGCAGGAACCUGUGUGUUUAUCACCCUCCUCUUUGCCUGCUCUAAACAUCACCAUGCUGUGUCUUGGCGGGCCGUGUCCUGGGGCCUCGGGCUACAGUUUGCACUUGGAAUCUUUGUCAUCAGAACAGAGCCAGGAUUUGUAGCAUUCCAAUGGCUGGGUGAUCAGAUCCAGAUCUUCCUGAGCUACACUGAGGCCGGUUCCAGCUUCGUGUUUGGGGAGGCUCUGAUCAAGGAUGUCUUUGCCUUUCAGGUUCUGCCCAUCAUUGUGUUCUUCAGCUGUGUCAUGUCCAUUCUCUACUAUGUGGGCCUCAUGCAGUGGGUAAUCUCAAAGAUUGCCUGGCUGAUGCAGGUUACCAUGGGCACCACGGCCACUGAGACCCUGAGUGUGGCAGGAAACAUCUUUGUGAGCCAGACUGAGGCUCCUCUACUGAUCCGGCCCUACUUGGCAGACAUGACACUCUCUGAAGUCCACGUGGUCAUGACGGGAGGCUAUGCCACCAUCGCCGGAAGCCUGCUGGGUGCCUACAUCUCCUUUGGGAUCGAUGCUGCCUCAUUAGUUGCUGCCUCUGUGAUGGCUGCCCCUUGUGCCUUGGCCCUCUCCAAGCUGGUGUACCCAGAGGUGGAGGAGUCCAAGUUCAGGAGUGAGGAAGGAGUGAAACUGACCUAUGGAGAGGCCCAAAACCUCGUGGAAGCAGCCAGCAGUGGGGCUGCCAUCUCGGUGAAGGUGGUUGCCAACAUUGCUGCCAACCUGAUUGCAUUUCUGGCUGUGCUGGCCUUUGUCAAUGCUGCCCUCUCCUGGCUGGGAGAUAUGGUGGAGAUUCAAGGUCUCAGCUUCCAGCUCAUCUGCUCCUACAUCCUGAGGCCUGUGGCCUUCUUAAUGGGUGUUGCCUGGGAGGACUGCCCAGUGGUGGCUGAGCUGCUGGGGAUCAAGCUAUUUCUGAAUGAGUUCGUGGCCUAUCAGGAACUGUCCCAGUACAGGCAGCGCCGCCUGGCAGGGGUGGAGGAGUGGGUUGGUGCCAAGAAGCAGUGGAUCUCUGUCAGAGCAGAAAUUCUCACGACAUUCGCCCUCUGUGGAUUUGCCAACUUCAGCUCCAUUGGGAUCAUGCUGGGAGGCCUGACCUCCCUGGUCCCCCAGCGGAGGAGUGACUUCUCUCAGCUUGUGCUCCGGGCGCUCUUCACGGGGGCCUGUGUGUCCCUGGUGAACGCCUGUGUGGCAGGAAUCCUCUAUGUGCCCAGGGGGGCUGAGGUUGACUGUGUGUCCCUCCUGAAUAGUACCCUCAGCAGCAGCAGUUUUGAGGUGUACCAGUGCUGCCGCCAGGUCUUCCAAAGCACCAGUCCAGAGUUGGACCCAGUGGCGCUGGACAACUGCUGUCGAUUUUACAACCACACGAUCUGUGCAUAGCGGGGACAAAACAUCUUUGAGCCUCCUGGGGGCCAUUCAUCCCCGGGAAGUAUCUGUCCUCACACAUCCCACUCUAGGAAACCACAGGGCUAGACCUGCCUCAGUCCCACCAUUGGGAGGGUGAAAGAGCGAGUGGGACAUGAGUGGGACGUAAGUAAAUGGAGGCACCUCCCACUCUCAUCUCCUUUCUGCUCCUCUAUGCCCUAGCUCCCCAGACACGAGUUCUCAGGGUCACCUUUGCCUCCUCCUCUCUCCCCUCCACAUCUGACAGUGCUCUGGCCCUCUCUGUUCCCCUCUCCUUGAGGUCUUUCGUAUGCACCUUCUCUUGUGUUGUCACCACUGUGUCACACGCAAAGCCUCCUUCUCUCCCCUCCUCCUUGACUGAGGGCUGGACUCUGUAUCUUCUUCUCUAGAAGUUAUCUUCUGGAGACCCUUCCUCUGCUUUCAGAGACUCCCCCACUCCCUUUCCCAUGACAUUUCCCAGAGUGGUGUCCUGUGGAACAUUGUCCCAUAGGGCAAUCAGAGGGUUGCAUGAUCCACUAGGUUUGGAAAACACUGGACUGAAUAA
Messenger RNA from Sciurus carolinensis (gray squirrel), 2307 nucleotides. RefSeq names its product solute carrier family 28 member 1 (gene Slc28a1). Lineage: Eukaryota; Metazoa; Chordata; Mammalia; Rodentia; Sciuridae. Gene Ontology annotation, molecular function: pyrimidine- and adenosine-specific:sodium symporter activity. The record is from RefSeq and is a predicted model, not a curated record. The transcript has 14 exons. Gene Ontology annotation, biological process: cytidine transport; pyrimidine nucleobase transport; nucleoside transmembrane transport. Bases 30 to 1739 code for a protein of 569 amino acids. Gene Ontology annotation, cellular component: membrane.